This is a messenger RNA of Drosophila subobscura, 455 nucleotides long. RefSeq lists its product as uncharacterized. The transcript is spliced from 2 exons. The record is from RefSeq and is a predicted model, not a curated record. Lineage: Eukaryota; Metazoa; Arthropoda; Insecta; Diptera; Drosophilidae. Bases 86 to 268 code for a protein of 60 amino acids.
CCUUCGGCAGAGUGCUGCUGGCAGAGCCAGAAUUUGCGGCUAUUAUUCGGGGUAGUUGCAAUCUGCUGCCAGUUAGAUCGACAUCAUGUCUCCUGGAACGAUCAGUGUGUGGAUUCUUGUCCUGUGGAUUAGUUGCUGCGAGCUGGAACCAGCCUGCGGCAGGGAAUACCAACUGAGGAUCACUCAUCCAGACGGAACAGGAUUUCGCAGUGAGUCGGUGCUCGAGGAUGCGGAGGGCCAUCAGCAGAUCGAGGGCGAAAUUCGGUAAUCAUACAAAGAAGGAGGCACUCUGAUCCUCUACUACAAAGCCGGUCCCGAUGGAUAUCGCAGUCGUUACACGUACGAGACAGGCCCACCCCCGAAGCUCACCAAUGGUACGCUCUCCAUAAAGAGAAUCGGUGCGAAUGCUCUGAAAUCAUCAGUGGGUUAAGUAUGAACAAAGAGUGUAAAGUAUC